Messenger RNA from Protobothrops mucrosquamatus (brown spotted pit viper), 5135 nucleotides. It is a transcript of the gene AHR, whose product is annotated as aryl hydrocarbon receptor. Gene Ontology annotation, biological process: regulation of transcription by RNA polymerase II. The transcript is spliced from 10 exons. The record is from RefSeq and is a predicted model, not a curated record. Gene Ontology annotation, molecular function: nuclear receptor activity; protein dimerization activity; transcription cis-regulatory region binding. Gene Ontology annotation, cellular component: nucleus; aryl hydrocarbon receptor complex. The coding region runs from base 1 to 2544 and encodes 847 amino acids. NCBI's taxonomy places the organism in Eukaryota, Metazoa, Chordata, Lepidosauria, Squamata, Viperidae.
AUGUCUUAUUAUUAUGGCAGAGUAAAACCUUCCCCUCCUGAAGGAGCGAAGUCAAAUCCAUCAAAAAGGCAUAGAGAUCGAUUGAAUGCUGAGCUGGAUCGUCUGGCUAGUCUUCUGCCAUUCCCUCAGGAUGUUAUUGCCAAAUUGGAUAAACUGUCUGUGCUGAGACUGAGCGUGAGUUACCUGAGAGCCAAAAGUUUCUUUGAUGUUGCAUUGAAAUCAAGGAGUCCAGCAAAGCCUGAAAGAAAUAGCAUGCAGGACAGCAACAGCACCAUGCAGACCAGAGGGAGAAUGCAUAUGCUAGAAGGUGAACUUUUGCUGCAGGCAUUAAAUGGCUUUGUGGUAGUGGUCACAUCAGAUGCCCACAUAUUUUAUGUGUCUUCUACAAUCCAGGAUUAUUUGGGCUUCCAGCAGUCUGACAUUAUACACCAGUGUGUAUUUGAAUUAAUUCACACAGAAGAUAGACCAGAAUUCCAACGUCAGAUUCACUGGGCUCUUAAUCCUAUACAGUCCACAGAUUCUGGACAGAUAAUGCAAGGAGAUAAUGGCUUUCAACAAUCAGCAACAUAUUACAACCCUGAACAGCUACCUCCAGAGAAUUCGUCCUUCAUGGAGCGAAAUUUCAUUUGUAGGUUACGCUGUCUCUUGGAUAAUUCAUCUGGAUUUUUGGCUAUGAAUUUUCAAGGGAGAUUAAAGUUUCUCCAUGGUCAGAACAAGAAAGGGAAAGAUGGAACUGUUAUAUCACCUCAGCUGGCUUUGUUUGCAGUGGCUACUCCACUUCAGCCCCCUUCCAUUCUUGAAAUUCGUACAAAGAAUUUUAUUUUCAGAACCAAACAUAAGCUGGACUUCACACCAACUGGAUGUGAUGCAAAGGGAAGAAUUGUGCUGGGUUACACUGAGGCAGAACUUUGCAUGAGAGGAACAGGUUACCAGUUUAUCCAUGCAGCCGAUAUGCUUUAUUGUGCUGAGAACCAUGUCAGAAUGAUAAAAACUGGAGAGAGUGGUAUGACAGUGUUUAGACUUCUUACCAAGGAAAAUCGAUGGGCCUGGGUUCAAGCAAAUGCUCGCCUAGUUUAUAAAAAUGGAAGACCAGAUUAUAUCAUUGCCACACAGAGACCUCUUACAGAUGAAGAAGGGGCAGAGCAUUUACGAAAACGUAAUAUGAAACUGCCUUUCAUGUUUGCUACAGGUGAGGCUGUGUUGUAUGAAGUAGCAUUUCCUCAGCCUGGUAUAGUGGAUUCAUCUCAGACAAAGGUUAGAAGUGGUGUUGGAAAAGGAAUUGCUUCCAAGGCUGUACUGUGUAAAGAAUCUGUUGAUCCCAAUUCACUUUUGGGAGCAAUGUUGCAGCAGGAUGAAUCAGUUUAUCUUUGCCCACCUGCUUCAAAUAAAAUCUCUCUUGAGAGGGACUUUUUUGCAGAUAGUAGAGGUGAACUGAGCAGCAUGAUGGCCAGAAAUUGGCAGGAUGCUUUUUUAUCAGGAGGGAAUAAUAGCAUCCUCAAACAGGAGCUGCCUGACUGUCCUCAAGAUAGUAACUUGAUGGUUCCCGAAGAAAAUGUAGGGCUUUUUCAGGAUAACAAAAACAGUGAAUUGUUCAAUAUCAUGAAUAUGCUCGAGGCUGACUUUGAUGAUACAGACAUUAGUUUUCAGCCGGACGAGGAGUUUUUUAAGAAUGAUUUUGCUGGUGUGGAUGACAUUAGAGACUUUGACAUAACUGAUGAAAUCUUGACCUAUGUUCAGGAGUCUUUAAAUAAGACAGAUGUCUUGUAUUCAAGUUGCCAGCAGCAGGAGCCCAUGUUUCAGAAUUCUGCUUGUUUAAUGCAGCAGCAAAUAGAUCAACAGCAGAUAUCAACAGUGAUGGAACAGCAGCUGCCACAGCAGCUGCCACAGCAACAGCAACUGUGCCAGAAGAUGAAGCACAUGCAGGUCAAUGGUAUGUUCACAAACUGGAACUCUCUCAGUAGCACAAGUCUUAACACUUCACAACAGCAGAUGCAACCAUUUAAUUUUUCUGACAUACAAGAAAUAACUCAGGAGUUUCCUUACAAAUCUGAAGACAGUACAGCAUCAUAUGCCUGUAGAGAGGAAUAUACUCCAUACAAGCAACCUACCAGCACUAUGUCCCAAUUCACAGAUUUUACAGAGGUAGACUUUUUCACUGAAAACUUUAAUCUGUCUACUUUUUCAAGUUCUUCUGAUUUAGAUUUUAUGAACUGUUUUCAAGUCCCUGAAAGUCAGUCUUGUGAGCAGAACUCUCAGCAAGUUACAGAUGCUUCAGAGGCAUGCUAUGCUGGGGCUUUGUCAAUGUAUCAAUGUGUGUCUGAAACCCAGUCAAACGGCCCAGAGCAAAUGCAGUAUGAUCCUGUAUUAUUGGAACAACAGCCAUCAAACAAGUUUCAGAAUAUUUUUGCUGAAGAAACCUUUCGUGAUGAAUAUCUACAGCAAUUAAAUGCUGUUAGCACUCAACCUGGAACACAUCUUCAGCCACUUCAUCAUUCAACAGAAUCCAGAUCAUUCUCAGAUUUGGCAUCCAAUGGUUUUGUGUAGUUCAACAACAAAGUCCUGCAAAGAAUUUGAUCAAGGCUCUUAGUGGAGAAUGAAAAUCAGAUAUUGCACUUAAUAUGCAUGCAUAUAGAAUACGUCAUUCAAAACUUAAAUGUUUAUAUGUGGAAGUUGGAGCUAUUAUUUUAGCCUAAAAAGUGUGCACAUGUCAGUGAGAGUAUGCACCAUUGUAAUAUAAUUGCUGCAUCACAUUUAGAGCAUAAGAUAAGGCAAAUGGUUUUAUUGUUUUAAAAAUAAAAUGGAUAGUCUGAGAAUCUUAUUUGGAAUAGCAUAAAAAUUCCAUACAUUACUUCAAGCUUUUUUGAACCUGGUGUUCUAGUCAGAAGAGCAAGUAAAGCAUAUAGUUUAAUUGCGUACUUGCCUAUGAUUUUCUGUUUCUUUUAUUUUACACUUCAGGUUCUAGCACUUUAAUAGAAAGAUAGAAAAAAUGAAAUGCAAUUUUAGGUUUUGUACAAGAAAUGUCAUUGCAUUACUUCUUUACAGUUAGCCUAAGUGCCUCACAAUGUAGCUUCAUUAUCUUCAAAAGGCACUUGUAGGAAAGGAGAAGAUACUCAUUAUGAAAACCAAUAGUCCGUAUUUUAUGGCUGUUCUUUUGUUGCUGUAGUUUGUUUGAAAGCGAAGGAUAUUACUUUAGCUUUCUAUUUCUACUAAAUAUAAUUUUGCUUUUUUAGGGCUUCAGGUAAGGCUGCUUGUAAGAGAUUAAGAUUUUUGAUUUUAUGUUCAGCUGCUUUUUUGCAUUCUUCAGGUAGAACAGGGUAAAACAGGCAUCUUGUAGGAGUAUACACCUCCUAAAAACUAUUUCUGAAUUUCAUAUAUUACAUAAAAAAACAUGUGCCUUAUCUUGUGUUGCAAUGCUUAUUCAGAAGUCUUUUCUUAAAAAAAGCAUAACCCUGUUCUAUGCAAAUAAUUCCAUUGAAAUUGUUACUGAAUGGUUAAUUUUAAAAAUAGCCUAAAUAAUGUUUUAGAAGUAAAUACUAUUAACUUUUACUUUAGCUAACAUUUCUAUACCAUGUCACAUAUUGAUUGGCUGCUGUUUCCUUUUGUUUCAGUGGGAACAGUCCACUGACAUUAAAUAUCCCUGAUGAUUGCACUCUGAAAGAAAAAGCUCUUUCUAUUUUGCAAAUUCACUUUAAAUGUCUUUGUUCGCCUGAUAAAAUUUAAAAUUUAUUUUAAUUCAAAUGUAGAAAGAAAUUAUCCUUGCAAAAGAAAAGAUACUUUAAAUUUUGUUUUAAAGUGUAAAAAAACCAAACCCUAAUAUUAGGGAUUUUUUUUAACCUGAAGAUUUUUUAGUAAUGUAAGCACCAAUGUUUGGUGUUUUGUAGUAGUUUAAGUGGGGGCAGGAAAUAUACAUGUACAAGUGAAUGAAUGCCAAUAUAUGAUGUGUAGUUAACAUACAAUAAGUUCCAUUUAUAACAUUAUAAAAUACUUUAAAGAAGGUAAUUUUAAAUUGUUAUCCGAUACACAUACGUAACAUAUAUUGCAUAACUGUAUACCGCAAAUGACAGAGUAGUGUUGUUGGAUUUUUUAUUUUUUUUUUAUGAAAAUUUUGCCUCAGGAUUACGUUCAGAUUUUUGAUGAAAUAACUGUUUCAGUCAAAUUUAAUGAAAAAAAAUGCAAGGAAUGUUUUGUAGGUGCGUGACUGUAGGUGAGUUGGUUUCAAGUGAUUCAAAUGAGCUAGAUUUAAAAAAAAUUCCCAAAUUUAUAUAAUACAGAUCUUCUAGAAAAGAUUAUUACGUAAUUUGUACAAUUUUAAGUUUAACAACUAGCACAACUUUUAAAGAGCUUUAAAAAGUACUUUUUGAUUGCAUACUACAAUCAAGUAACAUACAUAAAUAAAUAUAAUUUUAGAACCAUAUUGUCUGUAAGGCACUAGAAGCUUUGCUCUGCCCAUUUAUUAGUUCAGUAGUAAUUUAAUUAUUUCUGAAAAUUUCAUAUGGUCUUGUUUCUAAAUGAUUUCUAUUGCUUUUUUUUUAAAAAAAAGUACAUGAUUAUUAUUACUAUUACAAGGGUAAUGUUAGCAAUCAGAAAACCUACUUUAAAAAGUCAAGGUUCAAAGGGAUAGCGUACUUUUUAUAUAAAAAGAAAAAUGUGGGAACAGUCACAACAAAAAAAUUCUGUGUAUCAUUUCACUGCUAUGCCAAAUAUUAUCCAAUCACGUAAGUGCCAAGGUUGCAAUACAAACUGUGUGCUGCCUUAUUGUAAGUUAGCUUAUGUUAUGCAUAAUAUCAGCUGUUUUUCUUCAUUAGGUUGUGCCUAUAUACAACAAACCUGUGUAUUGGUGUUGCACUUUUGAUCUACAUCAUACUCUUAAAAGCAAUGGAAUUCUGACUUAAAAACAUACCUGUCUUCCCCUCAUUCCAAAGAAAUUAUUGCCUAGUUUUAAUCAGUAUUAGUGCACCCUUUUGUAGAUUAUGUCUUGACUUUCUCUUUCAUUCCCCAUUCCCUUUUGUCUAUGUUUUAUGUUAUACAAUUAAUUUCUUCUAUGUAAGGUUAUAAUUUUGUAGUGCUUUUAAUGAGCUUCAGUAAAACUUGUAAAACUUAAUAUAUGGUAAUAAAAUAUCUCCUAAAUACACUGA